GUCUGACCAGGAGGAGCAGCGAGAUGCUGCAGAGGAGCUGGGAUGAGUCCAUCCUUCCCCAAUUAAGCUGGGUUGGCUUCUGAAAGGAAGGUGGCUCAUCUCUUAAUUUAUAUCCUCCUUGGGAUGGCCCGGGGGGUUGGCAAGGCCAGCGUUAACUCUUCGUAACCCUUGAAACAUUCCAUGCUGGGCCAAAUGCCGGGCGGGUGGAAGGAGACUCACUCCCAGCAGAGUCUCUGGCGUUGGUAUCUUGAUCCCUGCAUGCGAGCCGGUCUCUCUCCUGCCGUCGGGACAGAGGCUUUGCCUCUGGACGGGACAAUGCCUGCGGGCUGAGCUGGCUCGGCGAGGAACAGCAACACAGCCGCGAAGUGCACUCAGCGAAGGUAGAUUGCACCCGCUCAAGUCACCCCGGCCCCAGGGUAUUGGACUGAAAGCGACAAUGGAGUGGUGGGGUUUGGGGAGCUGGGAUGGGGUUAAAUCCUCCUCCUCCUCUCCCCGUCUGAAAGGGUUAACCGAAAAUCUUGGGGGGAAAAAAAAAGCCCAGGCUACUUGAAUGGAAAUUCCUGGACUUGAUUACACCCAGAUCUGCUGUGCAAAUCCCUCGGGGGCGGGGGGGAGACAGAAAGGGGAUUGCACAUAAAUUACAGGGUCGCAGCAGGGGUGGGCUGGGGUAACACGCUGAGCCGGCUGGUAACAGACUGCUAGUAAAGUGUGAGUGCGCCUGGCCAGCCAGGCUGCCCAGGCCUGUGUCUGUCUGGCGAGACGGCCGGAAAGGGGGGAUUCCUGGCCCUGGUGGAUGAGAUGGAGCCGGGAUUUACUGGGCUUGACUUGGUUCCAUGCUGCGGGUCAGGCAGGUUUCCCUCUCCCGGCUGUGCGAGGCAGCAAUGCUCAGCUGGCUUGAACUUCUCCCUUCCCCACAAUGCAGCUCGGGGCAGUCACCACGGCCCACCCUCCCAUUGUGGGCCCAGAGGAGGCAGUGCGGGGCAGCGCUCUCCCUCGGCCAGAUUUCCUCCCCCGAGCACUUUGCCUUCUCCCCCAUCUCUCCCUGAUUCGGGGGCAGACCCUGGAAAACCUGUGCAGCGGUUCCCGAGAAGUCACUGCAGCUCCCCCUGCCCUGUGGACUGCUGGCAGGAUCAGGCCCUCAGUUCCCGGUGCCAGAUAAAGAGGAGAGGAAGAGAUGGGUGGAAGCCCCUGUUAGGCACCCAAACCCCUUUGGCCCUAGGAGGUGGGGGUGCUGGAUUGAGCCCUCAGGGUGACAGGUAGCUGGACGUUGGAAGGGGCCCAUUUUUCAGGCCAGGCCCUAAAGUGGCUUUGGAUGGGAAGCUAGAAGGUGGCUUGGGGCCGUACAGCCCAAGGCUGGGGCCUGCCUAGCACCGGUGCCGGCUGCUCCCCGGAACCGACAGCUCGCUGCGUGUGGCAGCCUCGGCUAAGCGGAGAGCAGGUCACUUCCCCAGAGCUGUGCGCCCUGCUCCAUGUAGACACAUCUUCCGUAAACUCUGGAGCCAGCCCAGCCUCGGGGAGCAGGGGCUGGAGGGCUUUCCCCUCUGCUUCUGUCUCCCCCUAGCACAGCCUGGGGCUGAAUCAGAGAGAAAAUCCCCCUUACGUCACCUGCCCCAUCCCCGGUGCCUAUGCCGUGGCCUGCAUGGGACUCAGCAACUGGGCUCCCCCAUGCCACAGCCUCUAAUGCUUCCUGGCUCUGCUCGAUUUCCUUUGCCAUCCUCUGCCCCAGGCUUGGCCCUCGCACCCCAGUACCCCUCAUCCCGCUUGGGGUUCCCACAGCCCUCAGACCAGCUAUUUGGACGCCUAGUUGAGAGCUUAAAUCUCUCUGGUGUUAGAAAGCUCCUGCUCCUCUUGGGAGAUUUGGGUGACAUGUUAGGGAAACCUUUCUAACUUGCGGGGCUGCAGGAUCCCCAUCAUUGGAGGGGUUCACGAACAGGUUGGAUGGACACCUGUCAGGGAUGGCCUAGGUUCACCCGGUCCUGCCUCAGCGCCGGGGGGUUGGGGGGCUGGAUGGCUCGAGGGCCCAUCCAGCCCUCUGUUUUUAGGAUUCUUGUCUGACCCAUGUAGUCAAAUAAGGGAGGUGUCUGCCUGGGUCACUCGCCCAGCUCUGGGUGGAGCACGGCAGCUGGUUCACAGCAAUGCUGCUGGCCAGCGGGCAACUGCAGACUGCGAUUACAGGGCUGUAGUGGAAGGAGGGGCUGGGAUUUUGGCCAGACACCAGCUCUGCAGGAAGAGUCUGGAGUCUUUAAUGCGCACACGUGCUCAGCCGGCCUCUGCUGCCCCGCAGCAGCAACCCCCCGAGGGCUUCAUAGCCCCGGCCUGAGCCAGCCGUGCCUCCUGCACCCCAGAGCAGCAGAGUCUGGGCCGACACAGGAGAGUGCUCCAUGCGCAGCUCCCAUCCCACUCCCCAAAGCCAGCGCUGACGGAGACUCCUGCUGGAAAAUCCUAGAGGUUUCUAGCACGUGUCCCCCUUAACUAGCAGCCACAGGGCCUGUCAUCUCCGCGCCACGGCUGCCAGCUGGACACGCUCCCCUCCAAGUUCAGCUCUGAGUGGAUGCUGCUUAGCUCAAGAUCUACCAGAGCCCAGAGUGAGCGGGUAGGUCAGGGCCAUGGGGAAUCUCCAUCAUGCUCCGGCUGUGGGGCAGGUAGGAGCCCCGGGGCUGGCGCUCAGCUGCUCCCACUUGUGCUGGCGUUCCGGGACUGCCGAGGGAAAGGUCAGCGAAGGAGGAAGAAGAAUUUGGGGGCGGAGGGGAAGAGCAGCCGUCUGGUUCCCGGCUUAGGCCUGCCGCGUAUGGAACGGGCUGCGGCAGGGGGAUUGCACGCAGCGUCACAGGCCCUGGGGAUAAAUCAGCACUGGCGCUGACAGGAGAGCGCCCGGCGCCGUCUGGGACUGGGGCCGGGCAAGCACAUUCCUUCCACUCCUUCCUCCAGCGGCCGUGCCAAUGGCGAGCAGGGCGGCGAAGCCAGGCCCUGCCAGGCUGGAGGGGAAACACCCCUGAGGGGAGGGGGUUGUCUGGACACCUGGGUUCUAGUCCUGGCUCUAGAGGGAAUGGGUGGAAGAGAGGGAGUCAGGACACCUGGGUUCUCUUCCCAGCACCAAAGGGAAGUGGGGUCUAGUGGUUCCUAGUCUGUGACUUCCCCCCUCCUCAAUCUUUCACAGGGCUCUGGUUUUCAGAGCCCAGCCUUGCCCCUGCUGCUGCCUCCCCCCACCAGCCCCACCGCAUUUAGCGCUGCCAUUAACAAUAAAGCAUUUUGAACCCCUGAAAAACUAGACCCAGGUGAGGAAGAGGGACACUCUGUGGGAGUGAGGCUCUGUUAGGUAAUGAGGGGAUUGUACUUUGACUAGACGUCCCCUCGGGGCUGACUCCUGGGAGACCACUCUCCCCGUGGCUGGCCCAAAAGCCGGUGGAACUUACUGCUACUAGAUCCAGGCCCGGCCGCGGGCCUCACCUUGUACAGAGCCACAAGCGGAAUUCAGCGCAUCCCAGCCCUCUCUGACACCUUGGAGCCAAAGAGAUGCUGAAGUCGCAAGUCAUCAUCUUCGUGAUAGGAGGCCCAGGCUCCGGCAAAGGGACACAGUGUGAGAGGCUGGCUGCCAAGUACCAGUUCCAGCACCUGGGCAUGGGGAACCUGCUGCGGGCAGAGGCCAGCGAGCCCACGCGCCAGGGGCGACAAAUCAAGGACAUCAUGCUGAAAGGAGCACUCGUGCCUUCAGGCUUCGUCCUCAACCUGCUGAACGCCAACCUGCUGCAGAGAGAGGAGGCGAAGGGCUUCCUGGUCAAUGGCUUCCCCCGGGAGCUCAACCAGGCCAAGGACUUUGAGCGUGUGGUGGGGCGUCCUCCCAACAUCGUGAUCGUCUUGGACUGCUCAACGGAGACCAUGAUCCAGCGGCUGCUGCUGCGGGGCCAGACUGGCCAUCGGGCCGAUGACCAUGAGAGCUGCAUCCGCCAGCGGCUGGAGACUCACUACUCGCUGUGCGAGCCCGUCAUCAGCUACUACCAGCAGAAGAGCCUGCUCAGAAAUAUUCUAGGUGAGGAGCCGGAAGACGCCAUCUUCGCAAAGUGCUGCUCUGUCCUCGACAGCCUCCGUUAGGCCAGGUGCCUGCUGCCCUGCCCGGGGCCGGGACUGUGUUCAAAUAAAGGUUCAGCUUUGGGCCCUGACCUUACACCUGCCCUACCCUGACAGCCCUCAGCACCUGCCCCACCCAUGGGGCUAGGGCAUGAGCGCCCUCUGCUGCCCAGAGCUGACCCCACAUGCUUAAGUCAAUGGUCCAGGUCCCUUUGGACCUCCCCAGCCAGCGGCAGCAGCUGCAGAUAGUCCACAAGCAGCCAAGAUGCCGCACAGCUAGAGAGGCAGGGGCCCAGCUGCACACAGCCGGCCAGCAGGAAGCCAGCAGACAAGGGAAGUAUCUGACAAGCAGGGUAGCUGGGCAAGGCGGGUCUGGCCUAGGGCAAAGAGCAAAUGACUCCGGGAGCCUCCUUACCCCAGGGGAGGGGAGAUGGCUACAGCUCCACCACCCCUCCCCCCAAGCUGCUUUGAGUGAGUGCAGUUCCCUGCUCUGCCUUCUAGAGCAGCCCAUUAGCUCACCAGCCUCCUGGCCUAACCCCCACCUCCCUAACUCACUGGGGCAGUAGCUCCACCCCCCAGCCCCGAAUCAGACCUGGGCCUUUCCCCAGCAGCCCCCUUUAGAGCAGCAGGACUGCAUGACAGAAGGGCAGGGACAAGACAGCCGGGCUGGAGUGCAGGGAGGGUUCUGAGGGGCCAAGGAGCAGCCAAGAUCACAUCCAUCGAAACACCCAGCUUAUUACCAAAAGUCCUUUUGUUUUUCCAAUCCAUGAAUUCAGACCCAGCUACAUGUGAGUGAGGAGCGCCCCGGCCAGACACCAGUUCUGUAGAGGUCAGCUUCGAAAGAAACCUGCUUUCCACACACAUCGCACACGGGUCACACAAAGCCGAGUCUUAAAAGCCAACAGCAAGGGGGGGAGCGGAGAGAGACACUCAGCACAAGUCCCAGGUUAAGGAAAAAAUACAGGAGAGUCUCAUCUUAUGUUGGGUUACAUUCUGCUGUCAGCAUGUAAAGCGAAAAUCCCCUAUAGUCAAAAUUACAUAGAGUGUAAUGGCAGGUGGAACCGCCCACACCACAGGUAGUAUUUAAAUUUGUUGUUUUUGCUGACUGCGCAAAGCUGAAUUUGUGCAUGUUUAAUGUGCGUAAGAUGAGACUUGCCUGUACACCAGCAGCAGGUUGGCUCUGCCUAUGGGCUGAGCACCUGGGGAGAGCUGGAAUGCAAGGCCCCCCACAAGGAUAAUGGCCCUCCUGCCCAGGGUAGGGUUAGUCUCCCAUGGAGUGGGAAUGCUCACCCACUCCAGGGGGGACAUUUAGCUACUAGGGGCUUGGCAAAAGCCCCACAUCCGCAUCAGUCUGAAAUUGGGCUUUGUGCCAUGCUCUCCCCUGAAGCUGGCUGGGCAGAACAGGGAGGCUAGCAGAUGUGACACAGGAACUGGUUUAGGGAAGGCUUCCCUGUGUCACCCCAAGCCAGGGACUGUCCAGCGGGUGGAUGGAAAAGAACCUUUCUAAAGCUGCUUUUGAUAGCCAGCGCUCUCCAGCCCUUGCUGUCUUACCCUGACCCUCCAGAGCGAGUUGGGGGAAGCAACGGGUCCCCCUCACACUCAUCUGCCUGGACAGCCUGCUGCACCAGCCAGAGAGUCCGAGCCGGAGGAGGUUCAUCUGUCCAUAAGCAGAGGAGGGUCCAGGGCUUAGGGCAUGAGCCUAGGACUGGGGAAAACCAGGUGCAAGGUCUGACCCCCAAGGAAUCUGGGCAAGUCACAGUCUGUGCCUCCAGUGGGGAUCAGAGCUCUGCCCUGCUGCCCAAACAUGGAUGGGUGGGAGGCGCUCAGGCCUUACCUAGGCAGGUCCAUUCCCACUGCAGAGGUGAAACUACAGCCCCUUAGGAUUGCUCAAAGACCAGAGGUGUUGAAUGGAUUGAGCACAGCUCCACCUGUUCCUCAGAAUGGUCAGCAGAAGCAAUUCCUUACCCCACAAGGUACCCUCAGCUCAACAGACCAGAUACCCUGCUGAGGGGCAGCGGCAUAAAGCCCCCCGUAACGGGCACUAUCCGGGGCGCAGCGUACCACCAGUUGCUCGGUUCGGAAACAGUGCAGCAGAGUUGGUUUCAAAACAAAAAGAGCAUUUUAUUUAACAAAGCACAAUUGCCUGCUCAAACUAUAAAAAACCACAGGAGCUCUUAGUUCAUCAGGUUUUACAACAGCUAUAUCAUGAGAACAAUCCGCUUCAAAACCCUAUGGACAGACAGACGCCACCCAACAGACACAGGGAGGUUUUGUUAUCAUUUAUUUGUGAAGUUAAAAACAAGCGGUAAAAAGUAAAAACUGAGCGUACAA
Gopherus flavomarginatus (Mexican gopher tortoise) is the source of this 6396-nucleotide messenger RNA. Its product is annotated as adenylate kinase isoenzyme 1-like. The coding region runs from base 3514 to 4089 and encodes 191 amino acids. Gene Ontology annotation, molecular function: AMP kinase activity; ATP binding. The record is from RefSeq and is a predicted model, not a curated record. Lineage: Eukaryota; Metazoa; Chordata; Testudines; Testudinidae. Gene Ontology annotation, biological process: nucleoside triphosphate biosynthetic process. The transcript has 5 exons. Gene Ontology annotation, cellular component: cytosol; cytoplasm.